Lithohypha guttulata is the source of this 408-nucleotide messenger RNA. RefSeq lists its product as uncharacterized. Lineage: Eukaryota; Fungi; Ascomycota; Eurotiomycetes; Chaetothyriales; Trichomeriaceae. The transcript is spliced from 2 exons. The coding region runs from base 1 to 408 and encodes 135 amino acids. The record is from RefSeq and is a predicted model, not a curated record.
AUGUCAAGCCGUUUCUGGCCAUUGGAAGAGGUGAGCUUCAUCUAUCCUCUCCACAUCGAGAUGCUGAUUUUAAACAGCCCUUACGACGGCAAAACUUGGAAUGACGCAGAUGAUAUUCAGAUCGAUCAUAUGGUACCGCUGGCCAAUGCAUGGAGAUCCGGAGCGUCGGAAUGGACAAUUGAUGAGCGAGAAGCAUUCGCGAACGACCUCGUCCGUCCGCAGCUCUGGGCUGUAACAGGCACGGUCAAUAACGAUAAAAGUGAUUCAAGUCCUGACGAAUGGAAACCACCUCUGAGCAGCUUCUACUGUGAAUAUGCAUCGUCCUGGGUUGCGGUGAAGGAUAACUACAACCUUACCAUCACGUCUGCCGAGAAGACAGCACUGUCAGACAUGUUGGAUAGCUGCUGA